Messenger RNA from Rhagoletis pomonella (apple maggot), 388 nucleotides. RefSeq names its product protein Teyrha-meyrha-like. The record is from RefSeq and is a predicted model, not a curated record. NCBI's taxonomy places the organism in Eukaryota, Metazoa, Arthropoda, Insecta, Diptera, Tephritidae.
GACGCCAAAGAUCUACACAAUAUGUCACUUGUCGGCAGUUAUGGCACACACCUGCUGCACAGCUUCCAUCCACAUCUUCUACAAACGCUCAAUCAUGGCAUGCUGGCCGCAAAUGGCGGCCCGGCGAGUUACUUUGCCAGCGAUCGCGGACUGGGUAAACCAUCGGUGCUAUCGAAUUUUCAAUUGCAGCAUUCAGCGUUUUCACCACCCAAAUAUAUUGGCAUAUCACUGGAUCAGAAUCUCUUCAAUGGCAACGAUUCAUUUCGCACAGACUCGGCAAGCCCCACUUGCACUUCCCACGAAUCGAUGGAGGGAUCAAACGAUUACGACAACGGUGAAAAGGGUGAAAGUCCGCGCAGCAACAAUUCCGAUCCGAGGGAUUUAAGGC